Messenger RNA from Esox lucius (northern pike), 1726 nucleotides. RefSeq names its product eukaryotic elongation factor 2 lysine methyltransferase (gene eef2kmt). The transcript has 8 exons. The record is from RefSeq and is a predicted model, not a curated record. NCBI's taxonomy places the organism in Eukaryota, Metazoa, Chordata, Actinopteri, Esociformes, Esocidae. The coding region runs from base 109 to 1695 and encodes 528 amino acids.
CAAUGCGGAAGAUGACAACUCCAUUCAAAUUAAAUGCAUGUGGCCAGCCGACGUUUUAAUUUAAUUAAAUGUUAAAUUACUUUAUAAUCGUGGUUUAAAAUAAACGACAUGUAUCACUCUAAAUAUAAUACCGGAGACACUAAUGUUACUUGCGUGAAGAAUAGAGCUGAUGUUAUAUACAACUUCCAAAAGUGUUUUUUCGCUAUGAGACUACUGCCCUCUUUCCCUUGGCAUUUCCUUGAAAAGGAGCUCGAAAACGACAGGUCAUCGGAAAUAAUUUUGGAGAUUUUGAAACGGACAUGCCUUCACCCUCUAUGCCGAAAAUACCCGCCAUCUGUCAGAUAUAGGAGGCUGUUCCUCUCUCAGCUCAUCAAAAUUCAUGAAGCCAGUGAGAGUCAUCCCCUGGAUGAGCUGUAUGAUGCCCUGGGGAAGGUCCUGUGUGUGGAGGAGGGGAAAGAGUGCUACAAGUCCUAUCUACUGCCAGGUGGAGAGGCUGUGACGUUAUCAGAGAGCGUAUCAGUGAUAUCUGAAGGUACCACAGGCCUGGUGACAUGGGAGGCCGGCCUCUACCUGGCUGAGUGGGCAGUGGAGAACCCACACCUCUUCAGUGCCAGAACUGUUCUGGAGCUUGGCAGUGGCGUGGGCUUGGCCGGUAUCACUGUGUGUCGCUGCUGCAGUCCCUCCCGGUAUGUGUUCAGUGACUGUCACCUGAGCGUUCUACAGAGACUGAGGGACAACCUUCUGGUCAACGGACUGGACAACCAAUGCUUUCCCAGAGUGUCUGACAGUGAUGAGGGGAAGAUGGCCAACCAGAACCGUCCCAGAGUGUCUGACAGUGAUGAGGGGGAGAUGGCCAACCAGAACUCUCCCAGAGUGUCUGACAGUGAUGAGGGGAAGAUGGCCAACCAGAACUCUCCCAGAGUGUCUGACAGUGAUAUGGGGAAGAUGGCCAACCAGAACUCUCCCAGAGUGUCUGACAGUGAUGAGGGGAAGAUGGCCAACCAGAACCUUCCUAGACUGUCUGACAGUGAGGAGUGGGAGAUGGCCAACCAGAACCUUCCCAGAGUGUCUGACAGUGAUGAGGGGAAGAUGGCCAACCAGAACCUUCCCAGAGUGUCUGACAGUGAUGAGGGGAAGAUGGCCAACCAUAACCCUCCCAGAGUGUCUGACAGUGAUGAGGGGAAGAUGGCCAACCAUAACCCUCCCAGAGUGUCUGACAGUGAUGAGGGGAAAAUGGCCAACCAGAACCUUCCCAGAGUGUCUGACAGUGGUGAGGGGAAGAUGGCCAACCAUAACCCUCCCAGAGUGUCUGACAGUGGUGAGGGGAAGAUGGCCAACCAUAACCCUCCCAGAGUGUGGGUGAGUGUGGAGGAUUUGGACUGGGAGUUGGUGACAGAGGAACAGCUCAGUGUCAUGGGAGUCAACAUGGUCAUUGCUGCAGAUGUGGUGUAUGAUCCUGAUCUCACUGGCUGUCUGGUGAAACUCCUCUCUAAGAUCUUAAGGUGUUCAGCCAAUGGCAGGCCCCCAGAUGUCUACAUCUGCUCCAACAUACGAAACCCAGACACAUACAGCAGCUUCAAACAACAUCUCGCUAACGCAGGAAUCCGACAUGAGGUCAUGGAUGGUCCAGUUACACAGAUCUUCCAUUACAACAGACUGUUGGCCAACAUAGAGUUGAUUCAACUGUAUAUAUGACAUCAGCAGCCCAAAUGACAACCUGGGUUUA